AUGAAGCAGUGUAAGAUCACUGUGUUUGUAAAAGACCUGUCCAUACGUUUAAGAAAAGAAGUUAGGGCAGGUAGUCUUCAUGUUACAACCACUGUAGUCAUAUGUUUGUCAAUGGUGUCAUUUGUUGUGAUUCUUACAGUGUUCAUAAAUAAUAAUGUCAAGAAAUAUUUGGUAUCUGAAGAUCAUUCUUACUUCCCUCAGUUGGCUGCUUUUACCCCUCUAUCAUCUUGGUCUCCAUAUCCAUAUUUUCCUUGCAACUCUUCUUUAUCUCCUCCUUCCUUGCAACAAUUGCAAUUUCCGAUCACAAGCUUGAGGGACUGGCUAGCUCCGAAGGAACUACGGCAUUCGAUGAAUGACAAGGAGCUAUUAUGGCGAGCCUCGAUGGUGCCACAUAUCGAUGAAUACCCUUACAAUCAUACACCAAAGGUAGCAUUCAUGUUCUUGACCAGAGGGAGACUGCCUUUAGCACCUCUUUGGGAAAUGUUCUUCAAGGGACAUGAAGGUCUCUACUCAAUCUACCUCCACAAGUCACUGGAAAUCACUGAUGAAGCCCCAGAAUCAUCGGCCUUCUACAAGCGUUGGAUUCCAAGCAAGCCGGCUGAAUGGGGAAGAGCAACUAUGAUAGAUGCUGAGAGACGUUUAUUGGCCAAUGCUCUACUUGAUUUCUCCAAUGAAAGAUUCGUACUGCUCUCCGAGACUUGUAUUCCAGUAUUCAAUUUCUCCACAAUCUACAACUACCUUAUGAACUCAAACCAAAGCUUCCUAGGUUCAUUUGACGAUCCAAGACACAUGGGGCGUGGUCGAUACAACAAGAGAAUGUGGCCGACCGUGACAUUAUCUGAUUGGCGUAAAGGUUCUCAGUGGUUUGAAGUUCUCCGUAAGCUUGCGAUAGAGAUGGUAUCUGAUGUGAAAUACUAUCCUGUUUUCAGAGAUCAUUGCAGGCCUCCAUGUUACAUGGAUGAGCAUUACUUCCCAACUCUCGUUACCAAAAUCUUCCCUGAGCUGAACUCAAAUAGAAGCAUUACUUGGGUUGAUUGGUCUAGAGGUGGAUCUCACCCUACAAGAUUUGUGAGAAAGGAUGUCUCUGAAGCAUUCUUGAAUCAGAUCAGGAAUGGGUUUAAUUGUACAUAUAAUGGUAGCAUCACCACAGUCUGCUUCCUUUUUGCAAGGAAGUUUCAUCCAAGCACACUAGACCCUUUGCUAAGGAUAGCUCCAGGAUUGCUUGGUUUUCACUCUUAG
Messenger RNA from Dovyalis caffra, 1239 nucleotides. NCBI's taxonomy places the organism in Eukaryota, Viridiplantae, Streptophyta, Magnoliopsida, Malpighiales, Salicaceae. The record is from the annotation of a GenBank genome assembly.